CCCAGCCCCCGCCUUGCAGCUCUGGUGGCGGAGGCGGCCGCGGACCUGCUGGAGGAGCAGCCGGCGGGGGGCGACAGGGAGCGGUACAGCCUCAUCUCGUGCUUCCGGGAGCUGCCCAGCAUCACCCAGCAGCAGCAGCAGCAGCAGCGGAGGGAGCAGCAGCAACACGCAGCGGCUGUCAUACCUCCCACAGCCGCCACCGCUGCUCCUCCUGCCGCCGCCGUGCCCUGCCCUCCUGCUGCUGCUGCUCCUCCCUCCCCCUCCCCCCCCUCCCCCUACCGCAUGCGCGCUGGCCACGCUGCCCUCGGAGGCCCCCCCGCCCCCUCCCCCGCCCUCCUCCCCGCUGCCCCCGCCUCCUGCCUCCCCAGCAGCAGCUGCCCUCGCCCCGCCCCCUGCUCAGCCCCUCCUCAUGUCGGAGCAAGGGCAGCAGCAACAGCCUCCCUCACCGGGGCAGCAACAGCAGGGGCACUUCGAGCGGCCACUUCCCCCCGCCUCCGUCCCUUUCUCGGCAACACCACUUCCCCCACCUGCUACCCCCUCCUGCGCCCGCUCACCCAGCCUGCCGCCCCCACCAAACACCCUGCCGCCGCUGCUGCAUGCUCCUAGCGGGGCGGGCCCUGCAGCGCCGCCCCUGCCGCCGCCCCUGGGCCCGCCUCAUGUGGUGUGCCGCAGCGGCGCUGAUGCCGCUGUGAAGGACGAGCCAGAGGCGCUCUUCGGCACCCAGCAGCAGGCUCCGUCCUCUCCCCCCCUCCCUCCCCCCUGCUCCUCCUCGCCGCACAAACGGCGUCAAGCCAUCAAGCGGG
Molecule: messenger RNA, 803 nt
Organism: Astrephomene gubernaculifera
Lineage: Eukaryota; Viridiplantae; Chlorophyta; Chlorophyceae; Chlamydomonadales; Astrephomenaceae
Source: the annotation of a GenBank genome assembly